UAGGGUUGGGCUGGAUUGGCCCCCACAUCAAUGCAGUCCAAUUCGUGUAUCCCCUAGAACGACGACGUUUCGAAAAGAACUCUCAAAGACUCUACACCGGUAAAUGAGAGAUGGAAGACGAGAUAAACGGCGCCGUUCCAUGCUCCUCCCUCGCCGUUGAUUCAAUCCUCCGUGUCGGAACGGCUGGUGCAAUAUGGGGUUUAUGUAUGGGUCCCUACGAUGCUCGUAAACAAGGACUUAGUGGAGUUGCUCGUGCAUCUUUUGUGGCCAAUGCAGUUGGCAAAUUCGGCUUUCAAUACGGACUUGUUGCUGGAAUCUAUAUGAUUACUCGCUGUGGAAUUCAAAGAUACCGGAGGCAGAACGAUUGGGUGAAUGGUUUGGUGGCAGGUGCUCUAGCAGGGGCAGUUUUUGCUGCUAGGACACGAAGCUGGACACAAGUAAUUGGGAUGGCUGGUCUGGUUUCUGUCUUCAGUGCUGCUGCGGACUACUCCAGAACAUCUUGAAGUGAUCUGGCUUCUGUCUUCAGCACUGCUGCGGACUAAUACAAAAUAUCUUGAAGUACUCUUGGUGGAAGCCUUUGGCUGAGGAACAAGUUUAUUCUCACUAUUUUGUUUAUUCACCAAUCAGCAAUUACAUAAGGUACUCAAACUUUUUUUCCCAAUGGUGACUCCUCAAAGAUCAAUUUGUCAAUUGGUUGACUAAAGAUUUAUUUGGUUUUUGUCUCUAGUUGACAUGAUUGAGUUUUGCUGUGCAACUCAGGCUACUAGAUGUAUUGUUAGCAUAUGUGAAAGAUCAAUGCAAUGAAUUUGAUUACGAUGUUCUGUGGAUAAAGGUUUUUGAUUGGCUCAAAGGGGGAGUCUUAAAAAUAUAGAA
This is a messenger RNA of Quercus lobata, 873 nucleotides long. It is a transcript of the gene ATOEP16-4, whose product is annotated as Mitochondrial import inner membrane translocase subunit Tim17/Tim22/Tim23 family protein. Gene Ontology annotation, biological process: protein insertion into mitochondrial inner membrane. The transcript has 6 exons. NCBI's taxonomy places the organism in Eukaryota, Viridiplantae, Streptophyta, Magnoliopsida, Fagales, Fagaceae. Gene Ontology annotation, molecular function: transmembrane protein transporter activity. The record is from RefSeq and is a predicted model, not a curated record. Bases 111 to 503 code for a protein of 130 amino acids. Gene Ontology annotation, cellular component: TIM22 mitochondrial import inner membrane insertion complex.